AUGGUGCCUACGGUCGACUACAUAUUUGUAUCAGAGUUCGACAAACUUAAGGGAGUGAUUGUGAAAAGGCAAUUUCCCUCAGCUCCGGCUGUUGACCAGCUGGAAGGGGUCAUUGACUUGCUCAUGCCUUUGAACAUGCAUAAAUAUCUAAACACUAUACAUUACACUGUCGUUCCCCUGUUUAUUGAUCCGGCAUCGGGGCUGCUUUCUUGGCAGGCACAGACCGAAAGUUACAAGAGGAUUUACCUCUACACGUUGAGUUAUUUUCAAGAAGACGAUUCCUACAGGAAUGGCACCGCUAUGGCUUUGUCGAUGCUAACUCGUCUGCCAGUAUUUGAUAUUUUCAAACCGCUAAUGACCUAUUUGCUUCACAAUCUUAUGGAAGCGCCCGAAAAGUUUGAUAAUAUUGGGUUGAUACUCAAAGAAUUGAACAAAAUCAGAAUUUCUGAGCUCAUAGACGAAUUCAGGUUGAACAAGCAUGCAAGAUUUUUGCUUAGCCGUCUUGAUGACCAGGACAUUUCUGUGCCUUCUCGCUUGACGGAGUUUACAAAAUCCGAUCGCUUUUUCCGGUCCAAUGUGAACCUUGGCAAGACCAAAUUUCCUCUUCAAAUUCCUGCAUUACCCCUGGUUUCGUCGUCGUGUGCUAUGUACGGUAUCGACCUGGCCAGAGAACGAAUUCUAAGGGAUUUCCUCAUCAAAAUUAAAGACCUAGAGCUGGUCCUUCCAAAAUAUUCCUCAUUGGUGCCAUACUCCUCGAUUAAACCACUACAUGUGAUUUUCAACGCUAUUCUUACAAAAAGGAAAAUUGUGCUCUACUCCUACGACUCAUGCUAUAACGACCUGAUGGAUAUCGUUCAAGCACUUCUUCUUCUUGUUGAUGGCGAUUAUCCAUGCUAUCCAAUUCUAGACGUUGCAGCUUUGGACAUUUCUUUCCAGCUGCCCCACUACAUUGUCGGCACCUCUAAUCUUCUACUCAAAGACCGUCUCCCGUGGGAUCUUUUUCUUAGUGUUGAUUCUAAUCGACUAUUAAUUCGAGAAGAAGAGGCUCCCUCUGAAAAGAAAACACCAAAGAGGCUUUCGACGGACUCAAAAUUCAGACAGCUCUUCAGGAAAAGCACUCCAUCGGUCUCGACCAUAAAAGAGGGCAUUGAUCACAUAGUGCUAGAUAAUUCUUGGGACCCAGCAUUUCCAGUGAUUGAUCCAGAGGCAGGCAAUGAAUUCUUCGCGCCCGUAACCGAACCAAGCUUCUUUUCAACAGGAUUCAGUUUUACGCCAUAUAUCCCUUCAGAUGACGAGCCGCCAAGUAUUCACGCUCAAAUGAAUCAAAUGGUAGAGAAGCUUGUAGAAGAUCACCAUGGAGACCUCACAAUCUAUCAAGCAUUGACGCAAUAUCUCUAUGAGCUCGAUUCUGUUGUUUUGAAAUCAUUCAAGUUCUAUAUUAAUCUAAGCAAGCUGAAAAGCUAUAGACAUUUUGCUCUUUUGAAACUGGAGGAACCAGACUCUGAGGAUUAUACAUUAGUUCCAGAAUUACGGCUCUUCAUAAGAGAAAACCACAUCGUUCUCCCGCUGGCAAUCAAUUACCCUUACAAAGUGGGCAUGCCCCCACCAAUCAACAACAAACUGCUCGAUUAUUAUACUUCAGUCAUGAAUCAAAACCACAAUUUAUUCAGAACGUUUCAAAAUAUAGAGCUACCGAAUGAUACCUUGUAUUACUGGCUCGACGGGUACUGUUUCGAGCUGGAUCUUAAUCUUCUAUCAAAAGAAGUUUCUCAGCUUCUUGAAAAAGGAAAAGAGGUUGGCCUCCCCAAACGCAAACUGUACCAGCUCUUCAGAGCCAUCAACCAGCUCAUAAAGUCCAGGUCCACUGGAGGCCUUGAGAAGUUCCUCGCAGCGCUAUACGUGCAAUCUGGUGGCUUUGAAACAUUUGAGAACUUGCUAAUAAUUGCCUCUGUUUAUAUCAACAAACCUCGCAACAAAAAUGACGAGGUGAUCACUGAAUUCAAGCGCUUAGCAUAA
This is a messenger RNA of Ogataea polymorpha, 2016 nucleotides long. RefSeq lists its product as uncharacterized. The transcript is spliced from 2 exons. NCBI's taxonomy places the organism in Eukaryota, Fungi, Ascomycota, Pichiomycetes, Pichiales, Pichiaceae. Bases 1 to 2016 code for a protein of 671 amino acids. Gene Ontology annotation, biological process: actin cortical patch localization; cellular bud site selection. The record is from RefSeq and is a predicted model, not a curated record. Gene Ontology annotation, cellular component: cellular bud neck; plasma membrane.